Didymodactylos carnosus is the source of this 2137-nucleotide messenger RNA. Lineage: Eukaryota; Metazoa; Rotifera; Eurotatoria; Philodinida; Philodinidae. The record is from the annotation of a GenBank genome assembly.
CGAAAGCGUGCUAAUUUGACUUACUCCAUGGGAGCCUGCUCGAUGAUGGAAGCUUCGAUUGAGCUCAUAUUUCUAGCAUAGGCAGGACUAGUCAUCAGCAAUAUAUGAUAAAAAUUUCGACUCAUUUGCUUCUUUCCUUCAAGACAAAAAAAUUUGCUCCCUCUUGAACCAUACUUAUUCUUUUCCCCAUUCUAUUUGAAAGAAUAUUAUCAUUUUGACAAGCGCACACAUACGAUCGAUAACAGAUUAAAGAAUCAUUAGUUAUUCGGGCCAAUUUACCCAUGCUCAAUGGUCCGAUCGUUCAGUACCAGUGUACGUGUAUUCCGACGAGGUAAAAUCAAAUUUAUGGGAUAGAAAACGAAUUAUAAGAAAAGGCUCUGGUGGUUAACGUAGUAUCUUCUCACUCUUGACUUUCAGCAUUUAUAAUUUCUCGUAGCAUCAUUUCCACACAGUCGAGAUCUAUUUCUUUCUCGUUUUUCAUGUAAUGUCAUCAGUAUUUGUUUAGUUCUCUUGAUAUUGAGAUGACUCAUCACUGAACGGGUUUAGAAUUUUAGUCUCAAGGUCAAACGUUUUAUUAUAAAAGAAAAAUGUGAAAGUUGUAUGUAACCAAACAUUUUUCCUCAUCAUACUUCGUUUUCCUUCUUGCCCCCCGUCUUCGUUGUACGGAUGAAAGUAAAAAUAAAAUAAAAUUCUUAGUUUUCUCUCAUGUUGUGUGUGUCUAUAUGGAAAUGAAGAAGAGAGAAAGCGAAAAAACAUUAUGUACACAUAGUCAGCCGUAGUUUUUUCAUUUUUUUGUAACAGUCUGUACGAGGAGCAACUUGAAAAUGACCGUAUCAAUAGGUAGGUCAAAAUAUAGAAUUUUGAUUGUAAUUGUUUGUUUUAAUUUCUUAAUGUUUUUAAAUUUGAUUAAGAUUUUUAAUUUUUUAUUAAAACUUAUUAAAAUUCUUAAGAUGUUGGCCGUAACUAUUCGUAGAGCUAUGUUUUUAAUCUUGCUCAUUGAUUCACAAAAUGAACAGUACUUAUUCUUUAUUUUCAAUAAGAACAAAGAGACCAAAAGGAAAAGGAACAUUUUUUUCGUUAUUUGUUGUAAGAGAAAUAUGUGUCAUCGUGAUAAAGCGGCAGACGGUUCUUGUAAUAUACUAAUGUAUAUGAUACUGGACGAAGAAAUGGUCCAAGCAGAGGAUUUUCUUGCAAUGGCUACAACGAAUGAAUGCAAACGCGUCACAUUUCGAGAGCUCACAGUUAGACUGUGGAAAUUUGAAGCAAACUUGGGUGACUGUUUGAAACUGUCCAGGAUGUGUAUCGAUAUAACCACUCUUGUACCACGCAUAACGAAUCAUAGGCAUAAAGACAGGUGCACAAACUUGACUGUGAAUGAGGGAGUGAAGGCGAAUAAGGUUAUUACGAUCAGCCAGAUGAAUAUCGAUGCUGUCGAGAAUGACCCGAUCGUAAACACGAUGCGCAAUAACCUUAUACUGUCGAUUAAAGAAAACAUCGAGUGGUUGAAUUUCCAUUCGCUUGACGCCUUUCAUCUUUUCAUAAAUUCCCUUUCCAUCCCCCUGGCCUGACCAGCUGUCCGAGAGGAGAAGCACUUUGCGUGAUGAAGAGAUAGCACGUACAAGCACAUGAUCUCGCCAAUAUUCGACUAAAGAUGUGGUUAGUUUCCCCGAUCUACUACCACUAACCACAACAUUUUUGGCAGAGAAGAGAUUAGCCUUGAUAUUAUCGCUCAUGCGGCCAUUUCGCUCUUUUAAACAGAUAAAUAUGGGCCCAACGACCUGUCCUGACAGACUUAUUAUUGGCUGUAUCGUGUAACUGUGAGUGGUGGCAUUGAGCGAAUCCUAACAAAGAUACAUAAGGCUGUUAAUUAUAAGGCGUAACUAUGAUGGAAUUCAAGAAAAUCAAGACAACCAAUAAACUCUAGCAAUUCAACGAAUUUCACAAGGCACAUCAGAUGGUUAGCUAUACAUCCAACCAUGAUGGAAUUCUAGGAAUUCAAGAAUAUCGAGAAAAUCGAGCAGUUCAACGAAUUCAAGAGAUUCAACAAAUUUUACCAAGACACAUAAGAUGGUUAGCUACGGGUCUCAACUAUGAUGGACUUCAAGAAAUGGAAGAUAAUCAACAAAAUCAAGAAUAA